Lacerta agilis (Sand lizard) is the source of this 1597-nucleotide messenger RNA. It is a transcript of the gene NUDT18, whose product is annotated as nudix hydrolase 18. NCBI's taxonomy places the organism in Eukaryota, Metazoa, Chordata, Lepidosauria, Squamata, Lacertidae. Gene Ontology annotation, molecular function: 8-oxo-GDP phosphatase activity; magnesium ion binding; 8-oxo-dGDP phosphatase activity. Bases 56 to 1156 code for a protein of 366 amino acids. The transcript is spliced from 3 exons. The record is from RefSeq and is a predicted model, not a curated record.
GAGCAGCCGCUCUCCUUCCUUCCUUCCUUCCUGCAUUCCUUCCACUCCGCCUCCCAUGCCCCGGGAGCAGGCGCGAGCGAGCGAGCCCCUGAGCGCGUGCAGAGUUCCGCGCGCCCGCCCCUCCCCCCCUUUCGCCACUUCUUCCGCGCCCCUGGAGAGGAUGUCCUCGCUGGCGGCUGGGGUUGGGGCGGCGUCGGAGGACGAGGAAGUGGCGGAGGUGCUGGGCGGCGGGGGCUGGCCGGUGGUGGCGCCGCAGGGCCGCGAGCUGCAGCUGGAGCCGGCGCGCCUGCGGAGGAACACCUGCUACAUCGUCCUGGCCGUCCUGCUCAACGAGGAGAGAGAAGUGCUGAUGAUGCAGGAGGCCAAGCGGGCGUGCCACGGGCGGUGGUACCUGCCGGCGGGGCGGAUGGAGCCCCGGGAGACCAUCGUGGAGGCCAUGCGGAGGGAGGUCCAAGAGGAGACGGGCUUGCAGUGCCAGCCCCUCACCCUGCUGGCCGUGGAGGAGAGGGGCCCCGCCUGGAUCCGCUUCGUCUUCCUCGCCCGACCUACCGGUGGCGCCUUGAAGACCCUUCAGGAAGCAGAUGCAGAAUCCCUGCAGGCCCAGUGGUGGAACAGGGAGACGCCCUCCCUGCCUCUGCGUUCCCGGGACAUCUUGCCCUUAAUAGAGCUGGCUCUGCGGUACCAAGCCAGCCCGGCCCACCCGCGAAUGCUGCCCGUGGAGCUGCCUUGCGCCUUCAUCUGCCAGCGCCUGCUGCUUGUCUGCGUUGGCAGCACUGGUGACUUGUGGGUGCUUCAGGGGACAAAGGGGGCUCCGUGCCUUCCUCUGGCCACAAGCGGCCUGGCUCCCUCACAGCUGGGCCACAGGCUCCUGGUGGCUAUCCGGCGCCUACUCCAGGACUCCCUGCCACACCCCCAGGUGCCUGUCCGCAUCCAAGGCCUGCUUGGAGUCCAGCAUCUUGGGAAGGAGCCCGGGCAGAGCGAUGGGAUCUGCUUCAACAUCAUGGCGGCUGUUGGCGACAAGGGACGGUGGCCGAAUGAAGCGCCCCCAGAGUUGCAGAGUGGAGCCUUCCUCUGGCGGAAGGUGGAGGAUGAGGCCCUGCGGAGCCGGAUCCUGCAGAGGCUUGAUGAGGCGUCCUUUGUCCCCAUUCACAGCUGAGGCCCCCCGUCGAGAUACGGGAUGGCCCCGGGUGUGUGCUUUGGCGACUUGGGCCAGGCGAAGAGGAUCCCUGGAGGAGCCUCAGCUGGGCCAAAAAUGCUAUUGAUCCUGAGCUGUUUGCUGGAACGAGGGACGUUGGGAGUCUGUAGUGCCACCGAGGGCACCUUGCAUUGGUGCCUUUGCAGGAAACGACACAACAGCUGAGGGCUUGAUGGCGCCUGAACUCUGGAACCAGCCAGGAGUAUUAACCUUUUUUUUUUGCUCCAGAGUGCCAGCUCACAGCUGUGAUUCUUCCACCUUUCCACACCAGGAGCAUGGCAAUACCUGUGCAUGCUCCCCCCCCCCCAUGCCCAGCUUCUGGGUUCUCCCCACAGCUGCAAGAAAAAGGACCUUGACAGGUGGAGCUUAGAGCUCUUGCCCCCCCCCCCCUUUAUCUCUGCC